GUGUGAGAGAAGACGCAAAUUUAGUGAGAGAAAGAGAGAGAGUUAAAUAAAAUAAGAACACCAGCAAGGGCAGAUUGAGUGAAGGCGAUAAUAAGAGUGAGAGGGAGAGCUUUACCUGAGAGAAAGAGAAACAGCAAAGACAGCAGGAAAGAGAGAGAGAGAGAGAGAGAGAGAGCGUGUGUGUCGUUCAGCCUUUUCCUGGUCUGCUCGGUUAUCUGUCUCCAUCUGGGUGCCAUCUGUGUCUCUGGCUCUGGCCUUUGCCACAGUGGAGCUCACAUAUGUGGGAAUGCAAACACAUGCCUGACAUAUGAAGGCGUGGAGUCACAGAAAGAGACAAAAAGGAAAGGAUAAGAAAGCAAAACCACGCCACUGCGGCUGACUUUCUCAACGGACUGAAGAGAGGACUCUACUAGAGUGGAGACAGUAGAGAGAAGAAGAGCCCUGCCAUGCCCGGUUCUCCUGUGGAUGCUAAGACUCAUUCCAGAUCAGCCCCCAGCAGCAGCACCAGCUCCACUAUGCCACCCCUGCCUUCUGUCAACCCCAGUGGCCCUCGCCCGGCCUCUUUUUCCACCACAGCAUUGACCAAUGGGAAUCAUCAUUCCCCACCAACCUUGAAUGCAGUGCCAUCUCCACCGCAGCGCUACAGCAACGGACCAUCCUCUUCCUCUUCCUCAUCUCUAGCUAACCAGCAGCUGCCGGCCACCUGUGGGGCUCGCCAGCUGAGCAAGCUGAAACGUUUCCUGACCACGCUGCAGCAGUUUGGCAACGACAUUUCUCCUGAGAUUGGAGACAGCGUCCGAAGCCUAGUUCUGGCCCUUGUGAAUUCAACAGUAACCAUUGAGGAAUUUCACUCACGGCUUCAGGAGGCCACUAACUUCCCCUUACGGCCUUUUGUUAUUCCCUUUCUCAAGGCAAACCUACCCCUGCUGCAGAGGGAGCUGCUCCACUGUGCGCGGGCAGCGAAGCAGACCCCAGCCCAGUACCUGUCCCAACAUGAGCACCUCCUGCUAAGCACCACUCUGGCCUCCUCUCCGGACUCCUCUGAGCUGCUGAUGGAGCCUCCUGAUGCCGGGACCAAGAGACACAGCCCCAGCAGGGCUAAAGAGAACGGUUUCCACGAACGUCCACCCGUCGCCAUGGAGCCUGCUGCAAAACGGAUUUGCACAAUCAGCCCUGCUCCUCGACACAGCCCCGCCCACCCGCUGCCCCUCAAUGCCCAGCUUCACCCAACUCCUCCACCCUUGCAGCAUUAUGCCCUGGAUGACAUCGCAGCGCCUCACAUCCUACACCGCGAGCACAGCCAGCGCAUGCUGGAGAUCCGUGAGCUCAAAGACCGGCCCAGACUCCCAGGCUCUAACGGGGGCUACCGCGAGGAGCCAGUGGAUCACCGACUGACAGACAGAGAGUGGGCUGAUGAAUGGAGGCAUCUGGACCAUGUGUUGAACUGCAUUGUGGACAUGGUGGAAAAGACACGGAGGUCCGUGAGCGUGCUUAGACGAUGCCAGGAGUCCGAUCGCGAGGAGCUCAACUACUGGAGACGGCGUUCAAGCGAGCAGGAGGACCCACGCAAAGGAGGCUCAGGCUCCGCUCCGUUCUCCAAGACACAUAGCCCACACUCAGCAGACUCAGACUCCCAGCGCGACUUUGCUCCACGGCCAGGCUCAGCAUACGUUACAGAUGAGAUUUGGAGGAAAGCUGAAGAGGCGGUGAAUGAGGUGAAGCGUCAGGCCAUGGAUGAGGUUCAGAAAGCAGUAGCAGAGGCCGAGCAGAAGGCUUUUGAGAUGAUUGCUGCCGAGAGGGCUAAGAUGGAAAAGACUCUGGCUGAGGCAAAGAGGAAGGCUCAAGAGGAUGCCAUCAUGGUCAUCAAUGAACAGGAGGAUUCCAGUGAGUGUUGCUGGAAUUGUGGCCGCAAAGCUAGCGAGACGUGCAGCGGUUGCAAUGCCGCUCGCUACUGUGGCUCCUUCUGCCAGCACAAAGACUGGGAGAGGCAUCACCUUAUCUGCAGCCCAGGACUUCAGGCUCAGCCCAAACCAAUCUCUGCCAUUACUGCAAGCAGGGUAGCCGCAGCGGCCACAGCAGCAGUGGCAGCAGCAGCAGCAGCAGCUGGGGUGUCCCCUGUCGGUUUGGCCGCGGUGAAGGCCCCCGAUAGCGUGCCUUCAGUCUCCAGUCCUGGUGGGGAGAAGGCUUCGGUUGCUUCUCGCUCCUCCACUCCCUCCACCCCCAACUCGGCCCCUGAGGCCAACGGACACUAGGAGCUGCAUAGCCUUGGCAGUAAACUUGUCACCCAUCCUCUUCCUUAACAGGGAAGAUUUGAAUCGGCAGCGUGAGGGAACUAUCUGUGGGUUAAGUUAGGAUAACAGAUUUUUCAUCAUAAUCUUUGGCAGAUAAAAAAGACAGAUUAUGGAUGACUGUUUGAGUGAUAUGUCAACUGGGACUUUGGCUUUGGCAAAGGACAGAAGGACUCGUUUCAAAUGCAUCCAUUGGAAAACAGAUCUCCCUAACAGAUGGGAGACGUGUUUGUCUUCGUCCAAAACCCCAAAUCUUGGAUCUGCGAGGGGAGUGAAAAAAGUGCCGAUUGAUCUCAGUUUAUCUCUGGCUGCGGGGAGGAAGUUAUGAAAGGAAGGCAUAUGAGAAAAAGGCAGAGGAGAUUAGAAAACAGUGAGGUUUAAAGAUGCCCCCCCGCACACCCCCCCAACUGAUAUUCUCACUUUGUUGUGUAUAAAUUUAAGAUUGGGAGGUGGUGGUGUUUAAAUGUAAACAGUGUAAUAGUACCAGACAUAAAGCAUCUGUCUUCAUUCUGUAGGAAAAAUCUGACAGCGGAACACAGAAGAUCGCCUCUGCAGCUCUCCCGUGUACAUAAAUAUUUGCUCGCCAACUUCUUGUCAGGUUUUCUUAUGUGUGAAUGCGUGUGUCAAAUGGUCGUGCCGUCAGUGAUUAUUGUAAAGCAUAUGAUUACUUUUGUCAAAGCAAUAUUAAAACGAAGUGUUCAGGUAUCGCAAGCCGUUUCUGCAUCACCAAAGUUUCCAGUCACUAAAGAGAGAGUCAUUGUCAUUGCCUGUAAAUGUCCUUGUGAACAACAGAUAAUUAUACACUAACCCCCACAUGUCGUAUCUACUUAUAAAAAUGAGUUUAACUAGGAACUCUGGUCUCUAUUUUUCAUUUCUGAUCAUCAGAUGUUUUAAAAGAAGAGAGGUAAAGGUAAUGGUGGUUGGACUGAGUAUGCGCAGGAAGAUUCAGUUAUGACUUUAUUCUGGUUGCAGUUUCAUUUUGGCACUUGUUCACAUCAGCAGUUGUGUAUGGCAGGGUCAGAUGUUGCUCCAAAUCUUCCACCAUUGCAAUGUUUUAGUCAGAAAAGAAAACCAAUUUGUAAUACAGCUCAUUAAGUACCGAGGCAUGAAAAUGCUCAUUGAUGUUACACUGCUGUGGUGCAGGUUUAGAGCAGCGACUCUGUCCCACGGAGAAUCUCAGGAGCUAAAUUGUAUUUGUAUGUACAGAUCGUUCUUUUCUUUUUUUUUCUUUUGUCACAGUUAGAUUGAAUUCAAGCGUUUAGUGCGGAACUUUGAUAUAUAUCGUACUCUGCUGUUACAACUGAGACAUUGUUCUUGUUUUUGUUCGCUGUAAGAUGACUUUGUAAAGAAUAUUAUGAGAGAAUGCCUUUAUUUUGUGAGCCACAAUUUUCCCUUCGUUCUUUAAACACGUUCUUUUCUUAUGAGGCAUAACAACUUCAUACGAAAAAAGAUAUCUUGACAUGAAGUAUGAAAUAAAGAAAUAGAAUUA
Molecule: messenger RNA, 3777 nt
Organism: Xiphias gladius (swordfish)
Lineage: Eukaryota; Metazoa; Chordata; Actinopteri; Istiophoriformes; Xiphiidae
Gene: cbfa2t2
Product: CBFA2/RUNX1 partner transcriptional co-repressor 2
Exons: 11
Coding region: 447-2252 (601 amino acids)
Biological process (GO): negative regulation of DNA-templated transcription; DNA-templated transcription
Cellular component (GO): nucleus
Molecular function (GO): transcription corepressor activity
Source: RefSeq, a predicted model, not a curated record